CUCGAGCGUCGGUAUAAAACUGAAGCGCCAGGUUCCGUUCAAGCUCUACGCGAGGCAGGUUGUGGGCGCGUGCCACUUUCGAGCUCUUCCAAUAAAGUACCGAUCUAGGAGUAAAGAUGUACAGAACUACAAGGUCCCCAAUGAUGCAGCCGCUGGUCAACUCAGGAAUGGGCAUGGCUCCUUUCUUCAAGGUGACCGUGUUCGAGCAGGAGCAUUUCCAGGGCAAGUGCCAGGAGUUCACCUCCGAGUGCUGCAACAUUCAGGAUUGUGGACUGGACAACAUCCGCUCCAUCCGGGUGGAGAGCGGAGCCUGGGUGGGCUUCGAGCACCACGACUUCCAGGGCCAGCAAUUCAUCCUGGAGAGAGGCGAGUACCCCCACUGGGACGCGUACAGCGGCUCCCUCUCCUACCACGUGGAGCGCCUCAUGUCCCUGCGCCCCAUCUACUGCGCCUCCCACCAGAGCAGUCGCAUGGUGAUCUUCGAGAAGGAGAACUUCAUGGGCCGCAGCGCGGAGAUCAGUGAUGACUACCCCUCCCUGCAGGCCAUGGGCUGGAUGAUGCCCGAGGUUGGAUCCAUGCACGUGCAGUGCGGCGCCUUCGUGUGCUACCAGCACCCUGGCUACAGGGGCCAGCAGUACAUCAUGGAGUGCGAGAGACACAGCGGAGACUACCAGCACUGGAGGAACUGGGGGUCCCACUGUCAGACCCCCCAGAUCCAGUCCAUCAGGCGCAUCCAGCACUGAGGGGGCGACAGGCCCGAGGCAGCGGCUCCCCUCGCUUCACCCGUAAAAGUGCGAUAAGAGACAAUAUCGCGCAGCUGAAGCACAGGGAAACCCACGCGCCGACGGAACAGACACUCACACACUAGUGUCUUUUUAUUUGGUUUAGAGGUUUCCACACACACCGCACACACACUUGCGCUGUACUUGUCCCCCAAAGGCGGAGCGGUUCGUCAGUGAGCCGGAAUCGAACCCUGGAGGGGAGACUAGGCUCCGGGAGAAACCCCUCGAGUGUCCUCAGUGCAGCUCAGAUGUGUCAUGAUGU
This is a messenger RNA of Pungitius pungitius (ninespine stickleback), 1044 nucleotides long. Its product is annotated as beta-crystallin A1. The record is from RefSeq and is a predicted model, not a curated record. Gene Ontology annotation, biological process: visual perception; lens development in camera-type eye. The transcript is spliced from 6 exons. NCBI's taxonomy places the organism in Eukaryota, Metazoa, Chordata, Actinopteri, Perciformes, Gasterosteidae. Bases 117 to 743 code for a protein of 208 amino acids. Gene Ontology annotation, molecular function: structural constituent of eye lens.